This is a messenger RNA of Aspergillus ibericus CBS 121593, 4656 nucleotides long. Its product is annotated as putative chromatin remodeling complex subunit (Chd3). Gene Ontology annotation, biological process: chromatin remodeling; negative regulation of transcription by RNA polymerase II. The record is from RefSeq and is a predicted model, not a curated record. The transcript is spliced from 3 exons. Gene Ontology annotation, cellular component: nucleus; chromatin. NCBI's taxonomy places the organism in Eukaryota, Fungi, Ascomycota, Eurotiomycetes, Eurotiales, Aspergillaceae. Gene Ontology annotation, molecular function: ATP hydrolysis activity; histone binding; ATP binding. The coding region runs from base 217 to 4656 and encodes 1479 amino acids.
AUUCAUAGGUGCAACCAUGCUGCUGCGCGUAUCGUUUUUCUGAGGCACCCCCUCCAGUCCCUUGCUCAGCAAGUAGCCUCUUCGAUCGUCUUGUCUUUUGCUCUCAUCUGUACAACAAUUUGUUCUUCAAUUCAUUGUCCGGGUGGGCUUCUGCAUGUCAUUCCAUAUCUCUCAUUUUACCUUCAUCGAAAUAGAUUUUUUUUAAAUUCCAAAACCAUGGAUAUUGGCCAAAUAAUGUCCGCAGUCAACGGGGAGUCCCACUCAGACAAUGAAAAUGAUCUAGUGAAGGAGCUAUUCGCCAAAUUCAAUAAUCCAACAACUCGCGCAGAACGACCAGUACAACCGAAAUCCGAACCCCUGGUUGUCGAGAUUCCGAGCGUUUCAGCCGAUGACCUCACACAGUAUGAGUACCUUCCAGGUCAUUUCGAUGUCCGCUAUGUCAUAAGUGAGAAUUCCGAGGCCGAUGCUGGGCUGAGCUAUCAAGUGAGGCUGCAAAGUGGCGAGACUGAAAUGAUGUCCUUCGCGCACCUUCAGUCGCUUCAAAACGGACCCGAGGCUCUGUCGAAUUUCCUCAACUACGGACCGGAUCACUAUAUCUCCUCUCGAUCGGCCCCAGCUAGCUCUUCAGAAGAGCAUUCACCCUCCUUUGAUUCAGACGCUCCCAAUAUGAGGCGCUCCCGACGGUCUGCACGUGGUCGACAAUCUGGGUUUACGGCAUUCUUCGAGGUCUUUAGCAGUGACGAUGAUACCCGUCGCAAGAGAAGGAAGGGGACGCCUUCAAGCGAGGAUAUAAUUGCUUCGGCUGGGGCUACUUCUAAGGGACGCCGUGUGUUGCGACGCCGUACGAAGGGUAUGCGCUCGGUUAUCUCGGAGUCCGAGGAGGAAAGCGACUAUAGUGCACCGAAAGGCACACGGUUUUCGACUAGAACACGGAAAAGCACGAGGAGAAAUCUGCGUGAAAGAAACGAGGACGACAUCUCUGAGAACGAGGAUACGCCUAGAACACAGAAGUUCUUUGGAGCCAAGGAAGUCUUUCGCAAGAUCCCAGAGCAUGAUGCAUUUCGCCAGCGUCACCGGAAUGCGUGCGAAGUCUGUCAUAUUAUUGGAGACGAUUAUGCAAAAGGGCCUCUCGUGUUCUGUCAAGGAUGUACGAGUGCCUAUCACCAAGCAUGUCUAGGCCCACGGUCUGCGCGAGAACAUCUUGUCACCAAGGUCGGAGAAGAGCUCUUCUUACUCCAAUGUCGGCGCUGUCUGGGGGUUUCGCACUCCAAGGACCCAGACAAUCCGCAUCAAGGCCGCUGCUCGAUCUGCAAUAUCAAAGGAAAUAUGUCCAAGCCAAUCCGGGAACGUCUGACCCCCAAACAAGAACAACAGCUCCGUCAGCAAAACGGAGGCAAAGAUCCCAUCACACCGUAUGAUGUAUCACGCGUCAAUGAUGUCGAUAAUGUACUUUUCCGCUGCACGACUUGCCACCGAGCUUUCCAUUUCGAUCACCUGUCUGAAAUCACACAUAUGACGUGGCAAUGUCAGUGCUGUUCUUCUGCACCUGGAGAAGUCGGUGCGAUAGUCGCAUGGCGCCCCGUUGACCCGAAAUCGGAUGCUGCGAAGGGGGCAGAUAAGGAAUACCUCAUUAAGUGGAAGAAUAAAUCGUACAAUCAUACCAGCUGGAUGCCGGGCAGUUGGGUUUGGGGCUUCGUGAACCAUAGUAUGCGACGGGCCUUUUUGAGAUCUGAUAAAAGCCUGGAACCGCGUAUGGCCACUGAGGAGGCCAUUCCGGAAGACUACUUGCUGGUGGAUAUUGUUUUUGAUGUCAGGUUUACCGGCUCGUCACCCGACGCUGGGAAUAAGCGGACCUUCGAAACAGACAUCGCACGGGUAGACGAUGUGGCCGAGAUGUAUGUUAAAUUCAAAGGUUUACCAUAUGAGGAUGUAUCCUGGGACACGCCCCCUGAUCGCAGCAACCCCGAACGGUGGGAAAGUUUCAGGGCCGCGUUCGAAGACUGGGUUAAACGAGAAUACACCCACAUACCCAACCAAGAGAACCUAAGACGGCGUAUUGCUCACGUCCGGAAGCAGAAUUUCAGCUCCAAUGUGGUCAAGAAGGGCCAGCCCGAGACGAUGAGUGGUGGAGAGAUCAUGGAUUACCAGAAGGACGGGCUGGACUGGCUCUAUUACAUGUGGUUCAAACAGCAGAACGCCAUAUUAGCUGAUGAAAUGGGUCUGGGCAAGACCAUCCAGGUCAUUGGCUUCCUCGCCACUCUUAUCCAAUACCAUAAAUGCUGGCCUUUCCUGGUCGUGGUGCCGAACUCCACGUGCCCGAAUUGGCGCAAGGAGAUCAAGUCGUGGGUUCCCUCCAUGCGGGUAGUCACAUACUAUGGAUCCGCCUUCUCCCGGAAGCUUGCACAAGAUUAUGAGAUGUUUGCGGAUGACGAUCCGAACCUUCGGUGUCAUGUCGUGGUGGCCUCCUAUGAGACCUUGGUCGAUGAUGCAUCCCGAAAGGUGCUGUCCAAAGUACCUUGGGCGGGUCUAAUCGUGGAUGAGGGUCAACGGCUGAAGAACGACAAGAGUCAGCUUUAUGAUGCCUUGUCGCGGAUCAAGUUCCCUUUCAAGAUUCUGUUGACCGGCACGCCUCUUCAGAAUAAUAUCAGAGAGCUCUUCAACCUCUUGCAAUUCUGCGACCCAUCCAAAAGGGCAGAUGAUCUAGAAAACGAGUAUGGAGAUCUAUCCCAGGAGAACAUCUUGGAGUUGCAUAACAUGAUCCGUCCAUUCUUUCUGAGACGGACCAAAGCCCAGGUCCUCACAUUCCUUCCUCCAGUUGCUCAGAUCAUCGUCCCGGUCUCGAUGUCGGUGGUCCAGAAGAAACUUUACAAAUCUAUUUUGGCCAAGAAUCCACAACUGAUCAAAGCGAUCUUCCAGAGGAAAGAAGGCACGCAAGCUCUGAAACAGACGGAAAAACAUAAUCUGAACAAUAUUAUGAUGCAAUUGCGAAAAUGCCUAUGUCAUCCUUUUGUCUACAGCAGGGCGAUCGAAGAGAAAACUGCCAACACUGCUGCAUCGCACCGGCAUUUGGUGGAUGCAGCCGGCAAGUUCCAGCUAUUGGAACUGAUACUACCAAAACUCAAAGGACGCGGCCACAGGGUUCUGAUCUUUAGCCAAUUCCUGGAGAAUUUGGAUAUCAUUGAAGACUUUCUGGAAGGUCUGGGGUUGUUGUAUCUUCGCCUGGACGGAAGAAUGACAUCGCUCGAGAAGCAGAAAACGAUCGAGGCAUACAACGCGCAAGACUCGCCGUACUUUGCGUUUCUCCUUUCCACUCGAUCGGGUGGCGUUGGAAUCAACCUGGCUACCGCCGACACGGUUAUCAUCAUGGACCCGGAUUUCAAUCCACACCAGGACAUGCAGGCAUUGUCCCGUGCCCAUCGUAUCGGACAAAAGAACAGGGUCCUUGUCUUCCAACUCAUGACCCGAGGAAGUGCCGAGGAGAAAAUCAUGCAAAUUGGCAAGAAGAAGAUGGUCCUUGACCAUGUGCUUAUUGACCGAAUGGUCUCGGAGGAAGACGACGGACGGGACCUCGAGUCUAUUCUACGGCACGGAGCCCAGGCCUUGUUCGACGACGAUGACUCGGGUGAUGUGCGCUAUGAUUCCGAUUCGGUGGAUAAGCUUCUUGACCGCAGUCAAGCCGAGCAGGCUAGAACACCUGAUGAGAGCAGCCAUGAGUCUCAGUUUAGCUUUGCUCGAGUUUGGGCAAAUGACAACCAGAACCUUGAGGAUCAACUGCAAAAUGUAGAGGAGGAACCUGCGCCAAGUGCCGAUGUUUGGGAAAAGAUCCUACGAGAGCGAGAACAGGCGGCCGCCGAGGAGGCCAGGCGGAAGGCAGAAACCCUUGGUCGUGGAAAGCGCAAACGGACUGCUGUUGACUAUGCCAACGAUGCGUUGAUGGAGCUAUCCCCUGUCAAAGACCGACCGGAUCGCGAGAUGGAGAGUGACGUAGAGUUCAGAGCAGAAGAGGCGGCGGAAUCAGAGUCGGAUUCUGCGCCCGAUCUAGACCCCAACGAGAUGGAUCAGGUGGCUAAGAGGUCUAAAGUCCGGCAGUUUCAACGCGUGCCCCCGCAGAGCCUGCCUCCGCCGAUGGAUGGCAGCGUUGAGCCCAGUGGCUAUCAAGGGCCAGCCUGCAUCGUAUGUAAGCAGGCCCACCCGAUCGGACAUUGCCGCCUAAAAAUGGCUGGCGUCGAACACUGUCCGUUGUGCGGGCUCGCCCAUUAUGGGUAUUCGCGCACAUGUCCCCAUCUGCGAUCGGAAGACCAAGUCAGCCGAAUGCUGCUCGCGGUGAAGCAGAGCACGGAGGACCCUGAAAUCGUCCAGCUCGCGAAGCGGUACUUGAGUGGGGUCCGAGGUGACCUUGCACAGCGUAAGAGAAUACUGGCCAGUAAGGCUGUGUCAAGUCUCACAAAUCACGGCACACCCACCACCGGUCGAGCUCCUGCUAAUGCCAUUGGAACGGAAUCCCCCGUGGUUGAUCUCACAACGGAUGAUGGCCCGCAGCCGAAUUUCCAACAACAACCACAACAACCCCCAUUGUCUGGGCCCCUGGCUCCCCUAGGUCCCCCUCAGCCCCUUCAGCCUCCUCCAUUUGAGAAUUGGCCUAGCCACGGUUAUUGA